UCCGCGAGGGAGGGGCGGGAGUGAACCCUCUUCGCGGUGGUUAGGGGCUGAUGUGAAGGUGUCAUGGCUGCUGCUGCGGAGCAUAGUUCCUCAAGCAGCAGCGAGAGAAACCCAGAGCGAAGCUCCAGCCUCCUCCUCACCCGGGAGGUCCUCUGCGAAAUCUUUCGCUCCUUGCACACCCUGACAGGACAGCUUAACCUCAGAGAUGAUGUGGUGAAAAUUACAAUCGAUUGGAACAGGCUCCAGAGCCUCUCAGCAUCUCAGCCUGCAUUGCUCCUUACUGCACUUGAGCAACACGUUUUGUACUUACAGCCUUUUUUAGCAAAACUUCAGUCUUUAAUUAAAGAGAAUUCAACUACUAUUGAUGAGAUAAGACAGACAGAAACCAAGAGUGAACUAAGUGGCCAGCAUCCCAUUGGAGACAUUCAAGAUGAAGGAAAGCUCGAAGAUUGUGACUUAGGAGACGUAAAAAAGGCACAAGUCCAUUUUGAUCCAGAAGUAGUUCAGAUAAAGGCUGGAAAAGCAGAAAUUGAUAGGCGAAUAUCUGCAUUCAUUGAACGGAAACAAGCUGAAAUCAAUGAAAACAACGUCAGGGAAUUUUGCAAUGUUAUUGAUUGUAAUCAAGAAAAUAGUUGUGCAAGAACUGAUGCCAUCUUUACUCCUUAUCCUGGAUUUAAAAGUCACGUAAAGGUUUCUAGAGUUGUGAAUACAUAUGGACCACAGACCAGACCUGAAGGAAUUGCAGGGUCAGGUCACAAACCUACGGGCACGCUGCGAGAUUGUGGUAAUCAGGCCGUGGAAGAACGACUCCAGAAUAUUGAGGCUCACUUGCGACUGCAGACAGGCGGCCCAGUACCAAGAGAUAUUUAUCAGAGAAUUAAAAAGCUUGAAGAUAAAAUCCUUGAAUUGGAGGGCAUCUCUCCGGAAUACUUUCAAUCUGUAAACUUUUCUGGAAAAAGAAGAAAAGUCCAGCCACCUCAACAGAACUAUUCACUGGCUGAACUGGAUGAGAAAAUCAGUGCCCUCAAACGAGCCCUGCUCAGAAAAUCAAGAGAAGCAGAACCCACGGCAACUCACCACCUCCCGUGAGAACUGCUCUCAUCACAUGCUCUCCUGUAAGAUGUAUGUGCGUGUAACUACAUGUGUUUAACUAUUUGCAGCAUAUUUAUCAACAUAAGCAUUUCUGUAAAGUCAAGGUUUAUUUUUGCAUGAGUCUGGCUUUCAGCAAAUAGUCACGUACUCCAGUGUUCGGAGGUGUUGCAACCCUGCACAUAGCACUGUUGGGAUUCUUUCCUUCUGUUUUAAAGGAGGCAUUUUGGAUAUUGAAAAACUUAAAUUGCUGGACCACCAGAGAUUAUUAUUUUAAUAGUGGUAUUUAAAAGGACUUUAUAUUUGUAACAUUAAUUAACCAGUUUUUUAGUUUAUCUUAGUACUUUGUACAUAGUGGACAUUUAACAAACAGUUAUUGACAAUAAAAUAAAAUAAAAAUCAACAAAUGCAUGUG
Acomys russatus (golden spiny mouse) is the source of this 1504-nucleotide messenger RNA. It is a transcript of the gene Mbip, whose product is annotated as MAP3K12 binding inhibitory protein 1. Gene Ontology annotation, cellular component: cytosol. The record is from RefSeq and is a predicted model, not a curated record. Bases 64 to 1089 code for a protein of 341 amino acids. NCBI's taxonomy places the organism in Eukaryota, Metazoa, Chordata, Mammalia, Rodentia, Muridae. The transcript is spliced from 9 exons.